GACAGUCCCUUAAAGCCUGGUCCAAAAUGUCUGUGGUGCCACUCACUUUUGUUAUGUCCUCGACAAAUGGGAAUUCAAAAGUGUGGAUAGUUAAGAAGUAGAAACGGGGACAGCAACAGUGAGCUUUAGAGAAAGGGCCCUGAAAGAGCUAGGACAGAAAUAAAUGCUGUAGUUUCUUUGGAUCCUGUCCAAAGACAAAGCAUUAAGUCAGGAGGCCCCAGGAGUCACCCCUGACAGGGCAAGCCUGCUGGUGGCUCUUGUGUUAUCCUGCACCAUAGGCUGUUGUGGUUGGUGGCGGAGCAGUAAUGGUUCCCCUGGGACCUGGAAGACCUGGCAAACCUCCUCGACCUGGUGGAUACACAAACGCGAAUAGUCAGCAAUCCUCACAGGACACCUUGGCUGUGAGUUUUCACCCCUCCUCAAGUGCACAGAAAUAGCUGGGGGUUUCCAGUGAUCUGUGUACUCCGUGCUUAUUUCUUAAACAGUUCAGAUAACAUCAGCAGAUGGAGGUGGGGUUUUUUUCCCUGCAGAAACAAUGUAAGCAGACCAUAACUAUAGAUGGUCUGAUAAACUAUUUAUUGGAAAGAUCAGAAGUUGCAUACUAGUCAAAGUAUAAAUGAUAAAAGACAUCUUCACCCAGUUGGUUCCCCAGCUCUAUUUAAGGACACACCAGUAACAAUAAUGAUGUGUUGUGCACCAUGAGAAAACACAGCCGUGUGUGUGUAUGUGUGUGUGUGUGUGUGUGUGUGUGUGUGUGUGUGUGUUGGUUUUGUACUCUAUAAAGCAGGUUUCCACCCACUCAGAGUGAUUGUUUUCUAUCUACUUGCCUCAUGUAUAGUCUGGUAUGCCCUUAGGUGUAUACACACACACACAGGCUAGAAGGCAGCUCAUGUGUAACAUCUGGCCUGUUGAGCAAAGGAAUCAGAGCAGCUCUCUGAGGCUCUCAGGCCAAUGGAAAUGAAAUGGCCAUGACUUUAGGCCUUGAAACUGUUCAGCUGAGCUGUGGUUCCUUCAUUUACAUGUGGGAAAAUGAGGCCCGGACAGCUCAGCCCACACUCCCUCUCCUUGCCUGGACCAGCAUGAAGCAUACCGUUCUCCUUUGGUUGGAAUCGAGUGAGCUCCAAGGCUGUCAGCAGGGAAGGGGCCUCAUUGAAAAUCACCACCUGGGAGAUGAAUCUAACAUGGCUGUAGGUGGCUCUGGAGGAAGAUGACCCUGGGAGGACCCUGCAGCUGCAUGGAAGCAGAAGAGUCCAUGUGAAUCAAGAGAAGAUGUGGAUUAUAGGAGUAGAGAGGGCGUGCCAAGGAGAAGCCAGACAUCUGCAGCAGCUUCUACUAGUCAACGAGUGAGGCCUCCUGCAUUAGGAACCAAAACUUGACUCCACCCAAGAAAAAGAACUACAAGGCUGUUUGCAUGGAACCGAAGCUGACACAAAUAUAUGAUUUCAAAGGAUUUAAACAAGAAGGGCUACUCAUCAGAAAAGGGAUGACGCGGGAGCUGAAGAACGAACUCAGGGAGGUGAGAGAACAACUCACGGAAAAAAUGGAAGAGAUAAAACAGAUAAAGGAUAUAAUGGACAAAGAUUUCGAUAAACUUUAUGAGUUUGUGGAAAUUAUGAAGGAAAUGCAGCAGGAUAUGGACGAAAAGAUGGAUGUUUUAAUUAAUAAUCAGAAGAACAACAAGCUUCCCUUUCAAAACCAAGCCAAGGAGCAGCAGAAAUUCUGGCAGCUAGGAAAGAUGGACAAAGGCUCCCAAGCCAUGAUCACAGAAGAACCCGAUGGAGCACCAUUGGCUUGUGACAAGAAUGUGGUGCCACCAAAACCAACGAGGAAUCCACUGGAGUCCCUCCAUCCAUGUCAGAGUUGCUGCCAGGAGACCUUCACACCAUGCCUGGGUGCCUUUUUCACCCUUGUCGUCUGGAGCUGCUUUCUAAUUUAUCUGUACUUCAACUUCGCCGAGGUGGAGCAUGUGCUGCCGACCUAGCACAGCCAUGGAGCCUACCACCAGCUCCAACUCAUCAUCUCCUGACUCCUGAGCUACACAGCAGACUUUUCUGCCCUCUUAAACACCCUCCAACCCCCACCCCUGCCCAGGCUUCCACCUGGAAAUUAAAGAAUCUCAUUUAAAGCAAAAAA
Mus musculus (house mouse) is the source of this 2133-nucleotide messenger RNA. It is a transcript of the gene Tex35, whose product is annotated as testis expressed 35. The transcript has 9 exons. The record is from RefSeq and is a predicted model, not a curated record. The coding region runs from base 1412 to 1981 and encodes 189 amino acids. Gene Ontology annotation, cellular component: nucleus. Lineage: Eukaryota; Metazoa; Chordata; Mammalia; Rodentia; Muridae.